This is a messenger RNA of Baudoinia panamericana UAMH 10762, 494 nucleotides long. RefSeq lists its product as uncharacterized. Lineage: Eukaryota; Fungi; Ascomycota; Dothideomycetes; Mycosphaerellales; Teratosphaeriaceae. The transcript has a single exon. Bases 262 to 471 code for a protein of 69 amino acids. The record is from RefSeq and is a predicted model, not a curated record.
GGGUGGAAGAUUGCUAGGAUAUCUUGUGGUGUUAGAGUAAAGAUCUCAUCGCGGUUUUGGUAUAGCAUCACUUUUAUAGCAAGGCAACAUUUUUCUUUUACCUCACUCUCAACCUCAGCAACGAGCUCAGUAAGUUAUCUCAUACACCCCAUGCCAUGAAUCGUCAGCUCCGUGCGCAGUUGAUGCGCUGCUGGCACAAACAGGAGCUCGCGGUAGCGAUUGUGUGGAGAUAAGUAUCGCUGUCGACAUCAUAGCAGAAUAAUGUGGGCCACCCUAGCCAGCUGGAUCUGCCUCUUUCUCUGGUGCUGUCUGCUUCUGCUUCUGGUCGCAGCACAUGCUGCUCGGCCUGCGCGGCCAACUCGGCGACAAACCGAUCCCGCCACGCGCGGCGUGGAGCGAGAGCUCCGCAAGCGACAAGACGACUACGACCGCGGCCGCCCGGAAGCACGGUCGAAAGGCCCGAGAUACUGAGGUAUGUUUGCUGGUUUCACUUC